CACAGUUCAGUACUUAUUUAUAUAUUUUCUAUUUUUAUAGGUCGUGGUUCCCGUCAACGCAAGGAAGUCGAUUACACCGAUAGUCUAACCGAGAAAGAACUAUUACGAGCCAUUGAUGAUGGCGCCGAAUUUGAUGAUGAAGAUGAGGAGGAAGAAGCUAAACGCAAGAGACGUAAACGUAAAAAUCGUAAAGAUGAUUCAGAUGAUGAAUCUCUGGCGGGUCAUUCGAUUAAACGAAGACGUCGUCAGAAUAUCGACAAAAAACUUAAGAAACAAAUGGGUAAAAUAAUGUCGGCAGUCAUAAAAUACACCCACGAAGAUGGUCGUAUUAUAUCGGAACCAUUUAUGAAAUUACCCUCUCGACAGCGUCUGCCAGAUUAUUAUGAAAUCAUUAAAAGACCGGUGGAUAUAAAGAAAAUCUUGCAGCGCAUUGAAGAUUGUAAAUAUGCCGACUUGGAUGAUUUACAAAAGGAUUUCGUGCAACUAUGUCAAAAUGCCCAAAUUUACAAUGAGGAGAAUUCAUUAAUUUAUCUAGAUUCCAUAGAAUUGGAGAAGGUGUUUGUGAAUGCCAAACAACGCAUACAGGCACAAGCUUCACAAAAUUCCUCCAUCACCGGUGAGGGUGGCAAUGCAUCGGAUAACUCAGAAAAUGAAGAUAAUUCCGGUCAAGAUAAUUCCGAUGAUGAAGAGAUAGCCUCCACCUCAGCGGCUGCCGUUAAAAUGAAACUUAAACUGAAUAAAACCAUAGCCAGCACACCCACCACUCCCACACCCUCAUCCGCACCCCCAGUAAGUGCUUCGACUAGUAAAAAGCAAACAAGACGCAAACGUUCUCAAAAGAAAUACACCAUAUCGGAUGAUGAUGAUGACGAUAUGGAUUAGCUACCACUCGGAGUGGUAUUCUCUUUGCAAACUCAUCAUGAUUAAAUGAAGAAGCUUCAAAUUGUUUCUAUAUAUUUACAUAUUUUAAACAUUGGUUUUUCGGUUUAUUUUGAUUUAGUUGUUAAAUAUUUUUGCUUGUCCCCCCUUUUUUCAUUUUAAACAUAUUUAUUCUUAAAAUAAUUGGUUUCAA
Lucilia cuprina (Australian sheep blowfly) is the source of this 1072-nucleotide messenger RNA. RefSeq names its product ATP-dependent helicase brm-like. Gene Ontology annotation, cellular component: RSC-type complex. NCBI's taxonomy places the organism in Eukaryota, Metazoa, Arthropoda, Insecta, Diptera, Calliphoridae. Gene Ontology annotation, molecular function: histone binding. Gene Ontology annotation, biological process: chromatin remodeling. The transcript has a single exon. The annotation marks the transcript as partial. The record is from RefSeq and is a predicted model, not a curated record.